Messenger RNA from Mesorhabditis spiculigera, 3042 nucleotides. The record is from the annotation of a GenBank genome assembly. NCBI's taxonomy places the organism in Eukaryota, Metazoa, Nematoda, Chromadorea, Rhabditida, Rhabditidae.
AUGGAGCCGUCUAGUAGUAGUGCGUGCAAUUCACCAAGUGCCACUCCAUUCACCGAUUAUGGCGCGGACCCGAACUCGAAAAAACGGAUUGCUAGGGUACAUAAGAAAAACACUCGAGGGGAGACGCCACUCCACCUGGCAGCUCGCAAGGGUGACACUGAAGCCUGCUCGCGUAUGCUUGAUGAGGCAACGGAGGCGGAUUGGGUCAACGUAGCCGAUUAUGCCGGAUGGACCGCCCUCCAUGAAGCCUGUGUACAAAGCCGCUUCGAAACGGCUGAAAUGUUGAUACGACGAGGGGCGAAUGUAAAUCAAUCUUCACUCGAGGAAUUGACGACCCCACUUCACGAUGCAGCCGGAUCUGGCCACACCUCGAUCGUGUGGCUGCUAUUGAAAAAUGGGGCCGAGCGCAACGUCCAGGAUUCGAGGGGUAAACUGCCGAUACAUUUGGCCCGCGAGGGGUCUCUCGUCGAAAAAAUGCUGCGAAGUGCCGAACUGCCGGCCACCUGUCCCAAAGACGAGUCCCGACUUGUUGAAGAAGAUGAAGGUAAUAACGUUGAGACUCUCAAGGAUUACACGUGCACAGAUACAAGUGACGCCCCUGCUGAACCGAGCUGCAUGGAAAAUGUAUUUCCACUCAGCAUGCCGCGGGUAGAGCCAGGCCAAGCUUUUGCCCCCACUGCAUCGACAGUGACGGGAUCGAUCACCCAGGCUGAUGUGCCCAUUAUCCCCAUGGAGAAUCUUCACGCCUCGAUGACGGCGCCCCCUCAGCCAGCGCAAGUUGCCGCACCGGCUCCAAUGCCGCAAAAACCGUUCCCAUCAUUGAUCGCUGCCGAAUAUGACGAUGAUGACGAAGAGGAAAGCCGUCUGCUGAUCGAAGAAAAUGAUGAGGACGAGAAGGAGAUGGCUGAGACGGCAACUGCUGCAGAUGGUGGUGAGGAGCAGCAGAUCAAUAUGGACAUGGAGGACCGGCCAGAGACGGGAAUGAGCAAACAAAGCGCCGAUCCGGGGGAUGAAAGUCGAAUGGAGGAGCCGGAGCAAAUGGAUACCGCAGAAAGCGACCGAGUCAAAGAGAAGAAACUCCAUCGGGUCGCCCGGCAAAAGGCCUCUCGUACAUCGACACCGGUGCCCGGCUCCAGUUCGAAGGAUGGAGAGCGCAAGCGUGGCACAGGAAGAGGCCGAGGCAGGGGUGGUAGGAGAAGCGCUCGAGGAGGAUCGUGUGCCUCAUCUCCGCGAGCUUCUAGGGGCGGCGAACAGGACAUUUACGAGUUCAAGGAUAGUCCGGAAAGUCAAGAGGAUCCGCGUGAUCGCGAAUCUUCUGCCCCUCCAACCUGGAAACGAAUGCGGCUUGACGACGAAGCGAGUGGCGGAAGUAACGGCAGCGGCUCUUCCCCGACACAUAACAAUGGUCAACAAGUGCCGGUACUGCGAAUCACACUGAAUAAAGGCUCGGAUGACGAGGCCACAAAUGAUGCGCCCGAGACUCAGUACCUAAUGACGAAUAGGAAUCGCGUGCAAAGUUUGCGAGGCGGGAAGACGGGCUACAAGCGCACCGCGCCAUCUACGCGAGAAGGGACACCGGCCAUUGAUGAAGAAAGUCAAAGCCGGAUGACGAGGAGCCGGAUUCGACAAUCCGGCAAAACGAUCGAGGAGCCGGAUUAUUGGGGGAAAUCUAAAAAGAAACGAAAUGGUGGCGCUGAUGGGAAGGAGGACGAAGAUGAAGCCGAAAAUGAGGAAGAAAAAGAAGCGAGACGUGCCCUAGGCCCCGAUUAUCUGGCUGAACGUGAGGAAAACCUUGGAAUCAAGGCAAUGCUCUACGAUUCCACCAAAAGCCGGAUCUUCAUGAAGGAACAGCUUGUAUCUCGCUGGAUUGAUGAUUCCAAUUUGGACACGGCACGCACUUUAGCCGCAGAUAACACGAUGCCACCGAACUAUCCCCAAUACAUGCUGGCCACAAAUGACCGUCAGACGGAUAUCACUUGGUACAAAAAGCAGUGCGAGAAUCAUCCGCUGGUAAAAACGCUAGACGAGCCGCUGAUGAAGCUCUGGCAGAUGCAGCAGGAAGAGAGAAACGACCUUCUCGCUAAAAUAGUAUGGGAAUUGGCGCGAAGCCAAAUGCAUUAUGAAAGGGAAUAUCUUCGCCAUUAUCGGAGGAUGGUAUGCGGGCCGACGAGAAUGACGAUGUGCCGGAUGCUGCGUGAUCUUGAAGUGAACAAUACAAUGACUCUGUGCCAGCCCGGUCACCCUGAAGACGAGCCCUGCAUGACGAAAGAAGACUACGAGAAAAGAAUUGAAGAACCGAUCCGGGAGAUGUACAAUAGACAUCGGGUCAAUGCCGUCGCCAUUUCGUAUCGCCAGAGAGAGCAGUUCAAGCAAGAAGCCCUCAAAUUCGGCAUCGAUUUGUUGCCGGAAUUGGCUGUGGAGCUGGCGCCGGAAGUACCGACGAGAUUGCUCGAAUUCUACCUAAAUAUAAAAAUGGUGUCGGCCGAAAUCGAACCGACAGCCUACGCCACAAUGAUCCUUCAUUGCGUCAAGUACCCAUCAAAAGGGGUUUCUGGACUCCUUCUUGGAAAGAAAACCGCCGGAAAGUUAGAGAUUUCUUCAGUUGUGCCUCUCGUCCACGAAAGCGCCCCACUUUCCCCGUCACUCGAGGUCGCAUUGACAUUGGUGAGCGCAAAAGAAGAGGUAUCAAUCCUCGGCGUCUACUAUUCCAACCAGAGCUGUCGCGAUAAGGGAUUGAACACACAUGCCGUGAGAUUGGCCGAGAAGAUUGCUGCCGUUACAGAUAAGCCGGCCUAUGUAGCUCAGGUCGUGAAUUGGCAUCUGUCUGCCGAUUGCUCAUCACCAUGCGUGUCGAUGUACACACUUGAUGGAAGCUCCUGGAAGGAUAUGAAGGUCGACGUCGAGCCAUCAGCACUGUCACUCGUGUCAAAUGCCUUGCAACGGAAGGUGUAUCGAGAAUUGGUCGAUUUCGAAAACCACCUCGACAACCCGGAGCUCGACUUCUACAACGCACGCCUAACCCAGAUGCUAGAGGGCCAGCUU